AUGUCUUCCGAGCUUGAAGCGCCUGUGAGGUUCGGCACUGUUAUACGAGAAUUUGGCCCUCCGAAGGAGGUAGUAGCAUACGAAUCGUAUAAGCCACAGGUCCCUGGCCCCGGUCAAGUGCGGAUCCGUAUGCUUUUGGCCUGUAUCAAUCCGUCAGAUUUGGUGACAAUAUCCGGAGCUUACGGAUCGAGGACCUCGCUACCUUUUGUACCGGGGUUCGAAGGAGUUGGUGUGAUCGAGUCCGUCGGCGCAGGGCUAUCCGAAUUGCGUGUGGGACAGCGGGUGUUGCCGCUCGGGAGUGCAGGCGCCUGGCAGGACAUGAAGGUUACUGAAGAACGCUGGUGCUUCCCCGUGCCACUGGACUUGACCGAUCAACAAGCGGCGAUGGCAUAUAUCAAUCCACUGACGGCUUGGAUGAUGGUACGACAAUACGCGCCCAGUCCACCUGCAGUGGUAGCAGUCAACGCAGCCGCGUCCGCUAUCGGGCAGAUGAUCAUUCGCCUGCUUAAUCGCGCCGGCAUACAGCCGAUAGCCCUGAUUCGACGGCCUGACGGCGAACGUCAACUCUCCGAUCAGCUCGACCUCUUGGCUGUGGUCUGCACAUCUGAAGCCGGACUCCGGCACAAGCUAAGUUUAUUGAGUGGUGGCCGUGGCUUGGCAGUCGCAUGGGAUGCAGUUGGCGGAACCGAGGGAGAUGAUCUUGUACGCAGUCUUGCUCCAGGCGGAACCCUUGUUCAUUAUGGGCUUCUCUCCGGCAUACCCUUGUCGUACCGUUUGCGCGAAGAGUGCCCGGAGGCGCGAAUUGUACUAUUUCGGCUCAGAGACUGGAUCCACACGACCGAACGACAUGAGCUGCAGCGUGCGUUAGACGAUAUGUUUGAGCUCGUUCGGGAUGGCACCGCGGCGUCAAAGGUGGCAGCUGUGUUCCCACUUUCGGAGAUUCGGCAGGCGCUGGAGUGCGAGGCUACUCCGGGCCGGCAGGGAAAAGUGCUGUUAUCUAUGUUCAAUGAUAUGGAAACCACUCACUUCGAUUGA
This is a messenger RNA of Aspergillus pseudotamarii, 1035 nucleotides long. Its product is annotated as zinc-dependent alcohol dehydrogenase family protein. The transcript has a single exon. The coding region runs from base 1 to 1035 and encodes 344 amino acids. The record is from RefSeq and is a predicted model, not a curated record. NCBI's taxonomy places the organism in Eukaryota, Fungi, Ascomycota, Eurotiomycetes, Eurotiales, Aspergillaceae. Gene Ontology annotation, molecular function: oxidoreductase activity.